Saccostrea cuccullata (small rock oyster) is the source of this 1253-nucleotide messenger RNA. RefSeq names its product myoferlin-like. The record is from RefSeq and is a predicted model, not a curated record. Gene Ontology annotation, biological process: membrane fusion; plasma membrane organization. Lineage: Eukaryota; Metazoa; Mollusca; Bivalvia; Ostreida; Ostreidae. The transcript is spliced from 10 exons. Bases 135 to 1214 code for a protein of 359 amino acids.
GAGAUAAAUUCCGACUGUCAUUUUGAUUAACAAAAUCUUUGUCUGUAUCUGACCCUCAAACUAAGAGUAGUUAACUUAUUUUACAGGAUGAAGAUGGCAAAGAAGACUUCAAUACGGCUUAUGCAACUCCACGAAUGUUCCUGACAUUCAAAAAGCCGUACAAGUACCAGAUGAGGGCCUAUGUUUACCAAGCUCGCGAUCUGCUGGCCGGGGAUGAGACCGGUCUCUCAAACCCAUAUGCCCGCAUUUCCUUCCUGACCCAGAGCUCAGUAACGAUGAGAAUGGCGAAGUCACUCUGCCCCACCUGGGACCAAACCCUGAUUUUUGAGGAAAUUGAAAUAUACGGUGACCCCCAGGCUUUAGAGGAAAACCCCCCAGAAGUUGUGAUUGAAAUAUGUGAUUACGAUAAGUUUGGGUCCAAUGAGUUCCUGGGCAGAACGAAGGUCCAACCGAUGGUGAAGCUUGACCCGUCCGAUGCCCGCAUGCCUGUUCUACAGUGGUACCCUAUCACGCGCGGGCCAGAGGACGGAGGGGAACUGCUGGCCGCGUUUGAACUCUUCCUGGUGCCAGACAAGAAUGCUUCAAUGGAAAGUCUGCUUGCUGGUUCAGACCUUCCAUUCUUACCUCCAAAGAAAGGAGAUCUCUUCCUGAUACCCAAUGGAAUCAGACCAGUUAUGCAGAGAACAGCCAUAGAGGUUCUAUGCUGGGGUGUUAGAAACAUGCAGAAAUUUCAGCUGGCCGCAGUUACCUCCCCUAGUGUGGAAUUUGAAUGUGGAGGCCAUGUGUUAGAAUCCAGCACUAUCAAAAACUUAAAAAAGAACCCCAACUUUAAUAAGAAUGUCUUGUUUUUUGAUGUUAUGUUGCCCCGUGAGGAGCUGUACAUGCCCCCUAUGAAUAUAAGAGUCCGGGAUCACCGAAAGUUUGGGAGGAAGCCCACGGUGGGGAUCCAUGUCCUGAACCUGGAGAAUUACCGCUGUGACCCGAUUAGACGGGUGCAGGAGGAGGAAGAGGAGGGGGUACAAGGAGGACUUGUGAAUGGGGCCCGCAGUGGGGAACAUGUGAUUGAGAUGCCGACGGAAGAAAAGAAGAAAGAGACAGGAAAGGCAAUUCUUGUUAAAGCCAGAUCCAAACUGGACAGUGCUCUACAGCGUAUAAAGGUGAUGUUUUACCCCUGUAUCUGGCACGGGGACUUUGGACUGGACAUUUUGCAAUGAAACUUGAUAUAGAAUAUAUAAUAUACCACAUUGCUUUGA